Molecule: messenger RNA, 546 nt
Organism: Solanum verrucosum
Lineage: Eukaryota; Viridiplantae; Streptophyta; Magnoliopsida; Solanales; Solanaceae
Product: 60S ribosomal protein L23
Biological process (GO): translation
Cellular component (GO): cytosolic large ribosomal subunit; ribosome
Molecular function (GO): structural constituent of ribosome; large ribosomal subunit rRNA binding
Source: RefSeq, a predicted model, not a curated record
UUUAGGGCGUGGAGGGUCUGCCGGAAACAAAUUCCGGAUGUCACUAGGUUUACCGGUGGCGGCGACGGUGAAUUGUGCUGAUAACACUGGGGCGAAGACUUACAUUAUCUCAGUGAAGGGUAUAAAGGGUAGGUUGAAUCGGUUGCCAUCUGCUUGUGUAGGUGAUAUGGUGAUGGCUACUGUCAAGAAAGGGAAACCUGAUUUGAGGAAGAAAGUGAUGCCUGCUGUCAUUGUUAGACAACGCAAACCUUGGCGACGAAAGGAUGGUGUUUUCAUGUACUUUGAAGAUAAUGCUGGUGUGAUUGUGAAUCCCAAAGGAGAAAUGAAAGGUUCUGCUAUCACUGGUCCAAUUGGAAAGGAGUGUGCUGAUCUAUGGCCAAGGAUUGCUAGUGCAGCUAAUGCAAUUGUCUGAACUACUAAGAGAUUUUGAUAACUUUUAUUUGGAAGUGCUGUUAUUGUCACAUAUACAAACAAAUGCAGCAAUGUUGUAUUGCUCUGAGAUUUAAAAGUUCAUAUAAUACCCACUUAUUUGCUACUAAAUAUCAC